AAAUGUUCCUGUAAAGCUGUGAUACCACUUUUACUGUCAGUGAGACGACUCAUAUCCGGACACGAAAAGACCCGUCCUCUUUCACUUCCUUCUCAUUUUUUCUUGAUGUAAAUGGAAGCAGUAGUUACCAAGACUGAAAGAAAAGCAGCAUUCAGAUAACUAGUCAUGACUGGUAGAUUAUUCCGCUGUCACCUCUUAAACAUAAUUGUUUCACUAACGGUUUUGAUUCUGAAUGUCAUCCUACCCAUUAUGGCAUAGGUGACAGGUGAAAGGUCACAUCGGUUUCCUGUUUGGCGUUGUCAUCACUCUAGUACAAAAUAUAUCCAAAAAUAUGUUCAACCUUUGAUUUGUUGAGAUUUCAAAAUGGGAAAUAAUCAAAAAGACAAGUCAUGUCUCUGAACUCUGGUAGUUAAGGUUCAGGCUUAAAAAAUGGCAAAAAGUGAAGGAGGCGUUCCAUGGAAAAUUAGGAUAUUUAUAGAUGUUGACCAAGAGAGUUGGGCAAUUCUUUUCCAGCAAAUUCAAGAUGAACACACAACGUCUUCUUUUCUGCUUUUGUUCAGCAGUACUUUUCAAUGGAACCCUUGGUAUAACCGUAACUUACGAUAAAAUGGCAGGUGAAGACUUCAGAAUUCCACUUGGCUUCAGAAUGCCACCAAACAGCAACGUACUUUUUUGUAAGAAUUCCUGCACAAAGGAUGGCAUCCUCAUUGACACUAAAUCGGGCAAAGGUCCAGGUGGCAGGUACAUCUUGAAUUAUGAUGGUAAGAUGAACAUCAUCAUCAGCCAACUGACCCCCGCUGACACAGGACAUUACCAGCUCACCGUAAGCAACGCCUAUAAUCACUCCGAGGAGCGGAACUUUAAGCUCUUCAUCAGAGGGUUGUGUGACGGUGGAGUGGUCCCAGCUGAUCCUCGUGUCUACAGCGUAACCGAGGGAGGGAGUGUCACAAUACUUUGCUUUGGCUUUGUGACACCGUUAGACAGGAAGUUCCUCUGUCAGGGGGAAUGUAACAAAUUUCUGUUUGAGACCACAAAGGACUCCUCCUCUGGCCGAUACAGGAUAGACUACGGGAACAUCAGCUACUUCCUAAUCACUGUGACACAGCUCACAAUGUUGGACUCGGGCCAGUACAGGUGCGCCGUGGGAAGAGCACACACUUUCAACGUGUGCCAGGAGUUUGAGAUAGUUGUCACACGCAACUACGCCGUCCCUCUCUGUGUGACUGCUGCUGUGGUGUUGUCGGUCUCCCUUUUUCUACUGCUGCUCUAUAGAUGGAGGAAGAGGUCGACUGUUCAUGAAAGCAGCAGAGGUUGCCCUGAAAACAGCAAUAUGGUGGUAAGGUUUAUUCUCUGCCAUCAUUUAACACUCAUGUGGUUCAUAUGAGAGCAUGUAGCCACCGGUCUUGCCUGGCGCUCAGUACACUAACCCCAUCUGCUUGGCAUUUUAGAUGCUUUCAGGUUCUGCAAGAUAAAACAGAAUUUCUUUUCUUCUCGAUAUGACCUCUAUUAGGCUUGACGUCUUUACGGGGAUGCUAAUCAGAAGGGUUAUUUCCAGGGUAUAGUUAUGUUUUCACUGAUGUUUACUGAAAUGUUCAUGUUUAUUAGUCAGCCAUUGUUAGUACAUUUCAUCCAAAAGCUGGCAGGUGUACCCCACCUCUGUACAAAGUCAGCUGGGAUAGGCUCCAGCUUACCCGUGCCCCAAUGAGGCCAAGCGGUAUAGAAAACUGACGCUCUUCUAUGGGUUUUACUCAUUAUACCUCUGUCUACUGGCUUGGAAUGCAUACAGUACUACAGCCUUACUAUAUAGGCGAUAGUAGAUAAAUAGAUAAAUAAUACAUAUUAUUGAUUACUACUGCUUUAAAAAAUAUAAAGCAGGAGUAAUCAACAAUACCAAUAAGAUGACUGAUAAUGAUAACAUACGCAUACAAUUCCGGUGAAUUUAAUGUUGGUUUUGAUAUAAUAUUAAUCCUUAAUUACGAUGGCCGACAGAGGCAAAUGUGCGGCAACAUCCGAACGCUCCAAACACACACAAUGGGAAAAUGUUGCAAAUGAAUAAAUCACAUUUAAACAUUGAAUUAAACGUCACAUAAAUGUUGCAAGAUUAAAAAAAAACAAUUUUUCCAAAAAUGCUGCAAAUGCGGAAAACACACACAAACCCCCAAAACACAUACAGAACAAAACAAAAGUUUGCAGGCUACCUGAGGUGUAUUCGUCUUUGCAGGCAUCAACGGGAUGCCCAGAAGAAAGUUGGUGGAAUGGACAAAGUACAUUUUUUUAUGUCUUUGUUAAACACUUAGCCAUAAAAUUCGGUUGCUCUAUAAUACUGUAAAAUAUUACGUUUUUAAAGACAGACAUCCCUCACGCCUGGCACCCAGUUAGAUUUCAUAACUCAUUUCAGAAACCGUCACUGGUGGUCGUCCAGACCGCUUGGCCUUGCACACACAGUCUUCCUAUUUGAAUUGUUUGUGGCAUGUCCAAAUGUGCUUUCCAGUAGGUGUAUUUUUAUUGAAUUUCCACCAAAAUGUACACCGCACACUCUUGUCUGACCGGGUUCCAGCAUAUUCUAACACGUUAAAUAGUAAAUUCUUCACCCUGGUAAAACUUUCAACUUCAUCUGGUGGACAAAUAAUAAUAAUAAUACAUUUGAAUUACAGUAGCUCAAAUGUAAAUCUUAAAGUAUUUCAUUAGUUAAUUUUAAGAUAACGUGAGCUUAAAACUGUCACUUUUUGUCCCGAGGAACAAAGAUUGCCAUUUUUGGAAAAUAUAAGGAACGCAGAUGAGAAUUCUAAAAUGUUUUUACCAGGAUCUGUUUAGCUUUAAAUAAAAGGGGGAUAAGGUGUUCCAUACUAGACUGGUGGAAGGGCCUCAGGAGACACUUAAGGCCCUGUCACACCUUGACGAUUUAGCCAGCGCAUGCCCGACGUGAUCAUUUUGAUGGCAUACGGUGAAUUGUGGACGUUUUUUUCCAUUUUGGGCGUAUACAUAGCGUAUUCAUAACGAGUUGUACGUAUACAUGACGUAUUAGUAACUUAUAUAGAACGUUUCUAUAACUUAUAGACAACUUAUACCAAUGAAUGCGUAGCAUGUUGCCGGCGUUCACAACUUAUGCCCAACGCCAGUCUAACUUAUGCAAACCGCGCGGCAGCGUAUGGCCGACGAUCACGUGCCGUAGCCUAUAAAAAGGUUGCCACUUGAUGACUCACCUCACUAGACAUCGCAGUGUCAACAUCACCAUCAUGCCGAAGAAAAUUUCGAAGACCGCUGCCAAGAAGUAUCAGGGCAGUGACGGAGGGAUCCAUCACCACCCACAGCCUCCCCCUCCUACUCUCACUCUGAUGGAGAUGACGCAGGUUCUAACGCCUCUCAGCCAACCCUAGCCAAGACGAGAGCCAAAAAGACACAGUUUUGUCUCAAGGUAUGUUGACGUAUUACGACUUGUGCGUAACUUACAAAUAACGUGUGUGAACGGGCGUCAACGAUCGCAUAACUGAUUGCCCGCGUAUGCGGGACGUAUGAAUCAUAUGUUGACAUACGUCGAAAUGUUUUGUGCAUGCACAAAAUUUUUGGACGACUUGGAUGUACCACGACGUAUACUGGCGUGCUUCAGCGUGCUCUUAACUUAUACAAAACUUACCCAUAACUUUUUCAACGUACGCCAGCGUAUUGGCCAAAUUUUUCAUACGUUGGUGUACGCUGGCUAAAUCGUCAAGGUGUGACAGGGCCUUUAGGGGCAUCAAAUUCUGCCUUGUCCGAGGCUGAUAACACGUGCCACGCCACUGAUCUAUAAGAUCGUCUUCACAAAACUGUGUUGUUGUUUUUUUAGCAGGUUGCCAGCUAUGAAAACAUUCCACCACGUCCCGGAACACAACAGCACAUCUAUCAGAGCAUUGAUGAAGCCACCAGGGAAUUUGAAACCUACAGGACACUUUCAAACACACAACAAGACACAAUCA
Messenger RNA from Dunckerocampus dactyliophorus (ringed pipefish), 3953 nucleotides. RefSeq lists its product as uncharacterized. The transcript is spliced from 5 exons. Gene Ontology annotation, molecular function: transmembrane signaling receptor activity. NCBI's taxonomy places the organism in Eukaryota, Metazoa, Chordata, Actinopteri, Syngnathiformes, Syngnathidae. The record is from RefSeq and is a predicted model, not a curated record. The coding region runs from base 479 to 1384 and encodes 301 amino acids. Gene Ontology annotation, cellular component: plasma membrane.